AUGGCCGAGGUCGUCGGUCUCAUCGCAAGCGUGGCCACGCUCGUCGAGGUUGCUCUCAAGCUUGAGAAGCUGGCCAGCAAGCUACGCGAUGUGCCGGACGAGCUUCUCGCCCUCUCGAACGAGCUUGCCGAGCUGAGAUUCCUCUUCACCGAUAUCGAGAGGGUGAUUCGGAGGGACCCGACCUCUCAGGCCAGAUUCUCGAGAACGCUUGACGAGGCUGACCGCCGAAUCAAAAACCUUGAUUCAUUUCUCCAGAAGGUUGACGCUAUGAAUGCGAGGCUCGUGGACUGGAUAAACUGGCUUCGCUACAGACCCAAAAUAUGCCGCUUGCAGUCUGAGCUCCGGGAUGCAAGACUGCAGAUCACCGCCUUGCUUGGCGUGGAAAACUUAUCGGCACUCCAACGAGUCGAACGUCUGGUGCAGUCUGUCCAAGUCACAGUAUCUACCUCGGCCCAAAUGAUUCAGCACACCCAUGAAACCGUUCUCACCAACACGAGUCUGCUGGCACCUUUGUCCGGACAGGACCAGACCCAAGCCUUGGCAUCGACAGCUUCAGCAUCUCACGGCGCUGUGGCCUUGAAAUGCCAUGUUGAUCCGCCACGGAAAACAGCAUGCAAAUGUACAUGCCACAGAAAACCUCAAAGACUCUCGCUGAGCAACCGGUUCCUGGGUUCUCUCUUCAUUGGAUACAGCAACAUUCCUUUGCUAUCUGCCCGGUGCUCCGAACGAGUUUGCCAGGAUACGUGCAAAAAUUGGUCGACUGAAGCCUCAGUGACGUAUUACUUCCCAGCCUCGGUGAUGAACAAAGUUUUGAAUGUCGCCAUCGCUUCAAGUUCGUUCUCAGGUCCCACUUUCUCUUUGACUCUCUGGAACACCAUACCACGGGAUUCCCUAUGGUUCCAAUAUGCGGGAGGUGGAAACAUUGAGGGGCUCAAAUCACUUCUAGAGUCAGGCUCGGCUCGGCUCACAGAUGUGGAUGAGUUUGGUAAUACAGCACUAAUUAAGGCGUUGGUCAAAGACCAGUUCUGCGUUUGUGAGUGGUUGUUGCAAGCUGGCAUUGAUCCGUUCCAUGCUGACGUAUUCGGCACAUCUUUCAUGGAGAUUCUACUUAUCUUUUAUCUCAAUAAUCCUUCCCACACAAAUACAAGAAACAUACUCUACAUAAUCACUGCAUCUCCGGAGGAAGAAUUGCAACUUCCUGAAAUUCACAAGGCAAUCCUCUCGAAAAGCUCUCAGUCGCUAUCGGAAUGUAUACUGGAGAGAGGUUCAAACAUCAAUGCGACAGACGCACAUGGGAGAACUGCUCUGUGGUGGGCAGCAUCCCUUGACAACAGCGAAGCGGUCAAGACGCUUCUUGAGAACGGUGCGGAUCCCAACAUCAAGGAUACCGUUUUUGGUCUCAAUGCUUUGCUCUCGGCAAUAUUUAUGGAAGGUUUCUCAUUCGACAUACUGCACUUGUUGAUCCGACAUGGCACAGACGUAUCUGCUGUUUCGAAUCAGAAAGAUACAGUCCUUUAUUAUCUUUGUUACAAGUUCGCGAAGUAUCUCUGGAGCGACGAACACCACGACGGCAUGCUACGGAUCGCAAAAGACUGUCUACGUCUGGGCUGCCCCUUGGACUCACAAAACUUCUUGGGCACCACUGCUAUUGCAAAAGCAACUUACGACAGCAACCACCACGCUGUCAAAUUUUUGCUCGACUGCGGCGCCAACUACACAAUCCGCGAAAAUGAUGGGGACAGCAUAUUGCACCUGGCCGCAUACCAACCUGAUGUGGCAACACUGAACGUUUUGGCGGCGCAUGGGCUUCGGGGAAUCGAUAUCAGCCUCAAGAAUCGCCGCGGGGAGACAGCCCUCGACAUCUUCGAAUCAUGGAAAGCGGACCUGACACGAGAGGAGAUCAAAGCAUUCUAUCGCUUGUGGGGCAAACUAUCCAUCAGGGCGAGGGGCGCAAGCCGGGCUGGAUUUGUGGCUGGGCCGGUUGAUGCGCCGGGUGAUGGGGGAGAUUUCGUCAAGCAAGAGCAGCAGGAGGAAGAGUAUGACGAGCGCACGGCUGAAGCUUGUACGGAGGAAGAGGACGAUAGCUCAAACGACUCGGGCAGUGAGGACGAGGACGAGUAUGAGGACCUGUUCGUGGAUGCUCUGGAGGGCUGA
Molecule: messenger RNA, 2154 nt
Organism: Diplodia corticola
Lineage: Eukaryota; Fungi; Ascomycota; Dothideomycetes; Botryosphaeriales; Botryosphaeriaceae
Product: ankyrin repeat containing protein
Exons: 4
Coding region: 1-2154 (717 amino acids)
Molecular function (GO): protein binding
Source: RefSeq, a predicted model, not a curated record